Amyelois transitella is the source of this 3072-nucleotide messenger RNA. RefSeq lists its product as uncharacterized. Lineage: Eukaryota; Metazoa; Arthropoda; Insecta; Lepidoptera; Pyralidae. The transcript has 3 exons. The record is from RefSeq and is a predicted model, not a curated record. The coding region runs from base 1138 to 2925 and encodes 595 amino acids.
UUAGCAAGGUCGAAGGUCAUUUGGGCAACGUUAUUGCCGCCGUGCUCCCUCGCGUCACCACGUGCCAUUCGAACCCUGGUACCGUGCAGCUUAGGUAGGUACACAUUUUGCAAACUAUACUCAGUUAAAUUUCAGAUUAUGUUAAACGUAAACUUUCAUAGAAAUGACCAAACCUGGGCCAUAACUUACAUAUUUUGUGCAAUUGAAAUGAAUUUAAUAGAACCGCAUUGUCUAUUUUAUGUUUAACCUGUACCUUCGAAAACAAUUGUUUUACUUGUAGGUUCCGCCGUAUGUAGGAAGUUAUUUGAAACACUAAUUUUUUAUUUUUCUGAUAUCGGUCCCAACUCAAAAAUCUCUUAUUUUGUAGCUACUAUUACCAUCAUUUUUCCCAAGAUCUUUUUUAAAGAUUUUUCGGCAAAUACAAUAUGCCUUUUAUAAUGCGCAUUUUUAUCGAAACCCUUCGGAAGAUCUCUCGCAAUUUUGUAAGACCAUAAAAAAUACAUGAAAACCACAACAUACAUUUAUGUUUCUUGAGUUUUGUAAAGGGCGGCAGUAACACAGUUUUAGUGUUAUAAUUUAUCCUCUUAUAGCAUAACAUUCUAGUUUGUUUUAUUAGCAAUGUAGCUGUAUAUAGAGAAAGCCCAUAUCCUACACAGCACACCAUGAUCUGACGUGCUGGACACGAUUUCCUGAUGGUAAUUGAAACCAAAUAGCCGUCCGAAGUACGUAGCUAGGUAUGUUGCUCAUUCUCAAAGCUCAGAGUAUACUUAUGUAUAACAGGUGAUUUAUGAAUAAUUCCCCCUAUCUCACUUAUCUGAUGGUGGAACAACCGGGAAGAUUUUGUCCCAGUUGUUCAUUGGCAAGUGACACUAGUUGCCCAGCAUAAGACAUCUUAUAAAAGAUAGACUAUAAAGCUAUGUUUAUUAUUAUGAAAAUGUGAAGAUUCGAGUUGUUCAUGUCUGUACAAUCCCGGUCUACACAAUAGCUGCAAUAUAAGUAUGCGCGAAUCGCCAACCUUUGGGAAGGUCGACACGGCAUUCGGCAUUGCCUUGUUUACGUCGUCGUCGGUGCCAUGCGCGCCUUCUCGUGUCUACAUUUUCAGUUAUAAAGUCCUCUACACCCAUCAUAUAAACGCAUAUGGGGAAAGCUGGCAAAAAGGUUAAAUCAGACCGAAUAAACGCUCUUAGAAAACAAUACGAUGCUUUCUUGGAAGAAGACAAAAGACGUAAAGAACGAAAUGAAUAUAUCUUGGGGAGACUGGAUAAAAUUCGUUACUGUACUGCGUUGGUACCACUUCGGCAUAAGCCUACCAUAUUAAUAGAUCGACGAGAUCAUUUAAGUACAUCCUCGAGUUUAUCAAAGUUGAAUAAAAGCUCAUUAGAUUCACCAAAGCAAUUCGAUGAAACAGUUUUGCUCCAAGAAAUCAGUAAAAAGUAUAUACUUAUUCCUAAAAUAAAAUCAGGCAAUGAAGCUGAUACUAGUUCAACUUCGAAUUUCAAACCAGAAUUUGAGCAGAAUGGAGAUUGGAAAAGUAAGUAUGAAAUUUUAGACCAGUUGAAGAAAAGCGAAAAAGAAAUGGAUACAUCGGUUCUGGUUCCUGAAAAUUUUCAAUAUGUGAACUACGAACUGCAAAAGAGAGAAACUCAAAAAUAUUACAAUGAUAAAGCUGAUCCAUCUAUAUCUUUCAAAUAUGAACUGCCGGAAAAGGACCAGAAAUGCAUUCAAAUGCAAAACCAAAUGGACACGAAAAUAGACCGCCAGCCUAACAAAUUGUUUACCAAUCAAUUAGAAGAAAAACAUAUAGUGAGUGAACAGCUCCAUAUGAACGUCAAUACAAGCUAUACUCUAACCCAAAAUAAUGUCGAACCCAAUAACAGUGGCCAGUUAGAAACACAUGCAUUUGAACACAGUCAAAUUGAAAAUACACCGACAGAACCAGAAGCUGCUCAAAAAGAUGAAAUUAUCAACAACAGUAAUUAUAAGUAUCCAGUGGAAAAAGGAAAUGAAGAAUUUGGUCCGCAAAUUUCAAGUCAAUUUUUACCAGUGGAAGAAGAUAAAGACAUAAUGGAUACUGAAAAAGUUUAUCCUGAAGAUAUACAACCUGUGAAAGUAAUUUGUCCUGAUGAUCUGAUCAGACAAAUAAAGGACACGGAAAUAAACACAGGUUCAGAAAAUAUGGGAAAAAAAGAAAAUGUUCAGUAUCCACUCCAAUCAGUUAACGUACAAGAUUUUACGCCAGGAGCUCAAGUUAUACUACAGGAUGGAAUUAAUGUCAACCCAGAAGGAUAUCCUGCUGAGAUGUAUAAUGUGCAUGCAUCCGAAAAAGAUAUUUCAACAUAUGAUUUUAACCGUAGUUCUGAAAUAAAAGAGCACGUUGAGGAUACAGUAGAUUCUUCUGGUAUUGAAGCAUUUGACGCAGAACAAAGGGAAAUGUUUUACACAGAAGACCCAAGUGAAAAUUAUGGUUACCAUCAAGACAAUUUAACGGAGGGAUAUGAACAACAAUUACCUGUUCAAGGAGGAGACUAUUCGCAAUCAGAGGCUGCAGUUUACUAUGAAGGUUAUGAUGCGGAACAAGCAUACCCUGUUGAAAUAGGUGAACAUGAGGAAGCAAACCAACGUUACGACCCGCAUUAUGAGCAGCAAUACGCAACAAACUUCGUACAACAGGAAGAAGGUUAUGAACAACAGGUUUAUACUCAAGAGCCACAGUAUGAAGGUGAUGUGAGUCAGAUACAAGAAGGACUAGAACAAUUUCAAUUUGAAGAGCAGCACCAAUAUGAUACUGUAGGGAAUAUUGAACAACAACUUGAUGCAGAACAAGGGUACAAUGAGCAGAUUAUUAUGAACAACAUUGAAAAGCCUAUUGAAGAUUUACAGGCUAAGUCCCCAAGACCAGAGUCUCCUGCCAUGCCCAAAAUAUAACAGAAAUGUCCUCACUUUUGAAAACUAAUAAGUUAUUACAAUAUUUUACUCUCUUUUUUAAUUUAAAUUGUUCUUGUGAAGUUAACUUUUUGUGAAUAAAUUUAUUGUUAAUCUACAAUGUUACUUUCCACUUCUUUAAUAUAAAAA